UGCUUUCAGUUCAGGAAGCAAAGCUAACUUGCCUCGUAUGGCCCCACACACAUCACAACGCAGUUCACCAAACAUUUCACGAUAUUCGUGCAGGGAAACAAAUGACGUCUUGUAUGGAGUGAACAGCCGUCAAGAGUAGUCGUUUCCUUUUUUUUUUUUUUUUUUUUUUUUAAAGGCUACUGAUGAUGGACUGGACGGUGAGCAGGGCCUUGGUUUGGUGUGUGUUGCUUUACUACGUUGCUUCGCCACUCAAGGUGUUUUGCAGCGCCAGCACAGUUUCGCUCCCUGAAAGCUUGCUGUUUGUGUCCACGUUGGAUGGAAAUCUGCAUGCCGUGAGCAAGAAAUCGGGCUCAAUUAAAUGGACGCUGAAAGAAGAUCCAGUUCUUCAGGUCCCCACGCAUGUUGCAGAGCCAGCCUUUUUGCCAGAUCCCAAUGACGGAAGUUUGUAUUCUCUGGGUGGAAAGAACAACGAAGGACUUACAAAAUUACCAUUCACUAUUCCUGAGUUGGUGCAAGCAUCUCCCUGCCGCAGUUCGGAUGGGAUCCUUUACAUGGGUAAGAAGCAGGACCUCUGGCAUGUGGUGGAUUUGUUGACUGGGGAGAAGCAGCAGACGCUAACGUCAUCAUUCGCCGACAUGCUGUGUCCUUCCUCAUCUUUGCUCUAUUUGGGACGCACAGAAUACACCAUCACAAUGUAUGACACCAAAAGCCGAGAGUUGCGCUGGAACGCCACAUAUUUGGACUACGCCUCCACACUUCCUGAUGAUGACACCAAAUACAAAAUGGCCCAUUUUGUUUCGAACGGCGACGGCCUAGUGGUGACGGUGGACAGCGAAUCCGGCGACGUCCUCUGGGUCCAGAACUACAAUUCCCCUGUGGUAGCUAUCUACAUCUGGCAGCAUGAGGGCCUUCGCAAAGUGGCCCACACGAACGUAGCGGUGGAAACACUACGCUACCUUACGUUCAUGUCUGGAGAGGUGGGCCGUAUCACCCAGUGGAAGUACCCCUUCCCCAAGGAGAAGAAGACUGAUAAUAAGUUAAUGGACACUCUGUAUGUGGGUAAAUACUCCACCAGCUUGUAUGCCUCACCCUCCCUGGUGCAUGAUGGAGUCACAGUAGUGCCUCGAGGCAGCACCUUCCCCAUGCUGGAAGGUCCAGACGGGCAGGAGACGGACGAGGACAAAGAGUGCGUCAUCACGCCCAGCACCAGCGUCAAGUUCAACUCUGCUCUCCGUGAGCGAAACCGCAUCAACUUCAUGCGCAACUACCUGCUACUCAUCGGUCAUCACGAGACGCCUCCUGAAGCCCACCACAAGAUCCUGGAAAGAUUCCCUGACAGCCUUCCUCGUAACCAGGGCAACGUCAUUCCGCCGACCAGAAACAAGAAAGCUGAGGAGCAGGUGGAAAAGGUGGUCAUGGAUGAUAUUCCGCCUUCUCCUAUGCCUGAAAUAUCAAUCCAAGAACCAGGACUCAGUGGUCGGACUGUGCGCCCAGAGGCCCCAGUGGACUCUAUGCUGAAAGACAUGGCCACUGUCAUUUUUUCCACUUUCCUGUUGGCAGGCUGGGUGGCUUUUAUGAUCACUUACCCCAAGAGUGUCCACAAGCAGCAGCAGCUGCAGCACCAAGAGUUCCAAAAACAAAUGGAAGAGAGGUUGGAGAUGCUCCAAAAGCAGCAGCCGUUUCCCCAUGUGGACAUGUCACUUCCCCUUGUCCCGGAUGGUGACUACCUUGAAGUGGCGCACAAUCGCUCGGAAUGCUCAGAACACAGCAGCCCGAACAUCACACCCCGUGCGUCCAACCAUUCAAAUCUUUCAGUUUCGGAACUAGGCAGCUCUGCCAACGAACACGAGGACGGAGACGACGACUCUAACAUUGUCAGAGUGGGCAACAUAACAUUCCAUCCUAAACAAGUUUUGGGCCAUGGUGCUGAAGGCACUAUUGUGUACAAGGGUCAGUUUGACAACCGUCCAGUCGCGGUGAAAAGAAUUCUCCCAGAGUGCUUCAGCUUCGCAGAUCGCGAAGUUCAGCUGCUGAGAGAGUCUGACGAGCACCCAAACGUGAUCCGGUAUUUCUGCACGGAGAGGGAUCGCCAGUUCCAAUAUAUUGCCAUUGAACUGUGUGCUGCCUCUCUUCAAGAGUAUGUUGAGAAGAAGGAUUUUGAUCGUCACGGACUAGAACCGGUUAUGCUGCUUCAGCAGGCUAUGUCGGGAUUAGCCCAUUUACACUCACUCAACAUAGUUCACAGAGACUUAAAACCUCACAACAUCCUGGUGUCCAUGCCCAACGCCCACGGUAGGGUCCGGGCCAUGAUUUCUGACUUUGGCCUGUGCAAGAAGUUAGCGGUGGGCCGCCACAGCUUCAGCAGAAGGUCAGGGGUGCCGGGGACGGAGGGCUGGAUCGCUCCUGAGGUGCUCAGCGAGGACUGCAAAAACAACCCGACCUGUGCUGUUGAUAUCUUCUCUGCCGGAUGCGUAUUCUACUACGUUGUGUCACAAGCCUGCCACCCGUUUGGUAAAUCCCUGCAGAGGCAAGCCAACAUCCUUUUGGGAACAUACAGUUUAGACCAUCUGCAAACCGACAAACAUAGUGACAUUGUAGCCCGAGACAUAAUCGAGCAGAUGUUGAGCAUGGAGCCUCAUUUGAGGCCUACAGCAGAAUGUGUCCUCAAACACCCUUUCUUCUGGAGUCUGGAGAAGGAACUGCAGUUUUUCCAGGACGUGAGUGACAGAAUCGAGAAGGAACCGCUGGACGGACCAAUCGUGAGACAGCUGGAGCGAGGAGGGAGGGCUGUGGUCAAGAGUGACUGGAGGCAACAUAUCACAGUGCCACUGCAGACAGACCUGCGGAAAUUUCGCUCCUAUAAAGGCGGCUCAGUUAGAGACCUCCUUCGUGCAAUGAGGAACAAGAAACAUCAUUACAGGGAGUUGCCUGCAGAAGUCCAGGAGACAUUGGGCUCCAUCCCCGACGACUUUGUUUCCUACUUCACUUCACGUUUCCCCCACCUGCUAAUGCACACAUACCUGGCUAUGCGGACCUGCGUCACAGAGAGGCUUUUCCUGCCUUACUAUUCCAAAAUGACUAAAGUGGACUACACGCCACUAACACAAAAAACGCCAACGGACAUGCCAGAACCACAAAAAUCCACAGAUUCGUCAGAAAACACAUCACCACAUGAGCUCGCUGGUUCUUUAGACCCGCCUGCCGAGACUGCUGAAGCAUCGCCGUCAAAAUUAAACUGUCACACGCUCGCUUCAGAGACACCGGCGUCCAUUCUCAGGAUAAACGGUUUCAGCCUGUCAGAUGUGCACACAGCGGAUAGCACGGCAGUGUGAACGCAGUCUUUUGGGACCCAGCUCAAGAGCGAGCUUCGCCUUAAACAGUUGCUGUGUUGGUACCAGGCCAACAGUGCUUGGGAUCCAGUCGCCUACAAACAGCCGCUGCCUCUUGAUUUUAACAAGUGCCUUCUGGGGAUUUUGUGAUGUAGCUAAAUUGAAUAGUUUACAAUUUGUUUUAAUUUCUUUUUUUUUUUUUUUUUUAACAAGUCCAAAAAUAGUAUUCGUCCCCAAAAUGUCCGGCCUUCUAUUGUGGGAAUUAUUGUUGAACAGUUUGGUUAGUUCUAUUGUGCAAUGUAGUAUUUUUCAGUGAGUUUAUUCACUGCAUGGAUACUUUGUGUAUAUAUUUUUAUAGACUUACAAUGUGGCAAGUGGGCCUUUUUUUAAAAAAAAAGAUAACAAAAAUAACGCGUCACUGUGCUGUAUGGUUACAGAGGGUUCUUAUUGACUAUUCUAAAUAUGCUUCUUAAUGCUGCUAGCGCUUUUUUGUCAAUCAAGACUAUUGUGCGGAUGUACAAGUGGACUGGCGUCUGACGUUUUCAGGAUCGGAAUACAGCAGGGACCGGUAGCUUAAUUUUUUUUUUUAAUGAUUAUUCAAGUGUGACUAUUAUGGUCAGUCAGCAGAUUGCUCGUGCUUCGGAACGUUCCACGUGAGUGUCUCAGUGAAGUUGAUGACUUGCACAUUAAAGUAUUUUGUUUUGUACUGAAA
Molecule: messenger RNA, 4041 nt
Organism: Corythoichthys intestinalis (scribbled pipefish)
Lineage: Eukaryota; Metazoa; Chordata; Actinopteri; Syngnathiformes; Syngnathidae
Gene: ern1
Product: endoplasmic reticulum to nucleus signaling 1
Exons: 22
Coding region: 183-3332 (1049 amino acids)
Biological process (GO): intrinsic apoptotic signaling pathway in response to endoplasmic reticulum stress; protein phosphorylation; IRE1-mediated unfolded protein response
Cellular component (GO): IRE1-TRAF2-ASK1 complex
Molecular function (GO): ATP binding; protein serine/threonine kinase activity; RNA endonuclease activity
Source: RefSeq, a predicted model, not a curated record